AUGAGACCGCGUAAAGUCAGUCUUGAUUGGGACGAGGCCAAGGAAGUCCUCAGCUUCCCAUCUUGGGCGUGGCCCUCGUUCCCUGGCGGAGUAUUCUAUGGCGGUUCAAGUAAAGUGCACAAUCUUCAGAUUACCUGUUCUCAAAGCCCAUCUGACCUGAAGAUCUUAAGCUACAGCUUCAGGACUGAUGGGUCAUCGGAUGUCUAUGCCGGAACAUGCAUCUGCAUCCAAGUUGAAGGGUUAUUGCAAGAAGUUCUGAUAGAGUUUAAGGCCAGCAGCCACUAUAUCUCCACUGGAGUCAAGCUUGCUAGCUGGUCCGUCAAUUUUGACUAUCGUCCAUCAGAUGAGGACUCUCCUUGGCAAAGGUACCUCUUAAGAGUUACUGGCUACAACAACAAGCUUUACGAUCUCCUUGUCCCCUGGGAUUCGGACCGCAAAAACGACCAGUCUGGUCGUGCGAGGGGACUCGAAGUUGUGUCGAAACUUAGACAAAAUCCUGACAAUGUAUGGUGCUUGUUAUUGGAAGAGAUCCUGCCCUCUUCUGCAGGUAUGCGAACUUUUCGGGGAAUUGGUAUGGCUGAUACGGAUGAUAUUUUCAAUCGUGAUAGUGUAAUCAGCGCAGAUGUCUUCGUAAACCCGGAGAGGUUGAAGAUGAAACUGGUUUGA
Molecule: messenger RNA, 666 nt
Organism: Cadophora gregata
Lineage: Eukaryota; Fungi; Ascomycota; Leotiomycetes; Helotiales; Ploettnerulaceae
Exons: 1
Coding region: 1-666 (221 amino acids)
Source: RefSeq, a predicted model, not a curated record